CCCCGUUUCUCUCCCUCCCCGGGCGGAGUUGGGCUUGUUUUUAAGCCGCCCCGCUUUGUCCGCUUCUGGCUGGGCUCGGCCUAAAGAAGAGGGGUCGCGGGGUGGUACGGGGCGGGUGGCCCCUCGCCAGCCCCGACCCUCCCGUCGCGCCGCGCCGCUUUUUCCGCGGUUCCAGGACUGGCUGGGGUCCGAGGGGGGAAAUGGGACGCUGUCAGAGAAAAGGGGGCUCCCGCAAUCCCCAGCCAAGGAGGAGAUGCUUCGUUCUGCUGCCCGGGCAUGACGGCCCUAAAGCAGUAUCGUCGGAUCAGGGUGUUGUUGUUGUUGUUUUGCCAGCCUGCCUGCCUAAUUUUAAGGUGCCACCAUAUGGAUGGUGAUAAUUCUACAACAGAUGCUUCACAGCUGGGAAUUGCUGGAGAUUAUAUUGGUAGUAGUCACUAUGUGAUCCAACCUCAUGAUGAUACUGAGGACAGCAUGAAUGAUCAUGACGAUACAAAUGGUUCCAAAGAGAGUUUUAGAGAACAAGAUAUAUAUCUUCCUAUUGCAAAUGUGGCAAGGAUAAUGAAGAAUGCUAUACCUCAGACAGGAAAGAUUGCUAAAGAUGCAAAAGAAUGUGUGCAGGAGUGUGUCAGUGAAUUCAUCAGUUUUAUCACAUCAGAAGCAAGUGAGAGGUGUCAUCAAGAGAAACGGAAGACAAUAAAUGGAGAAGAUAUUCUCUUUGCUAUGUCUACUCUGGGGUUUGAUAGCUAUGUUGAACCUUUGAAGUUGUAUCUUCAGAAGUUUAGAGAGGCAAUGAAGGGAGAAAAAGGCAUUGGUGGAACAGUUACCACAGCAGACGGCCUUAGUGAGGAGCUCACAGAGGAAGCAUUUACUAGCCAGUUGCCAGCAGGUUUGAUAACUACAGAUGGCCAACAACAAAAUGUCAUGGUUUAUACAACGUCCUAUCAACAGAUUCCUGGUGUUCAACAAAUUCAGUUUUCAUGACUUGAAGACUUUAGACAUGUAAGAAAUAUGAACAAGGGACGCUAAAGGAAAGAGAACUUGAAUUUGAAUUGGCUAGCGAAGAAAGAAAUGUCACUUUGUAUAUUCAAUAGUUGUAAUGUAGCUUCCUGAGGCUUGACUAAUUGAGACGUGAACUCUGAAUCAAACCUUUUUUCAUGAGUGAUUUUAAAAGAAAUUUGGAUUUUAAAGGUAUUAAAAUAUUUUUUUUGUUUUGUACAAGAGUUUGUUGCUCUGUAUAACUCCUAUAUGCAUUGUAUAUUGCAAUUUACUACUGUCAAGAGAUUUGUAGACAGUUUCUUAUUUUCAUAUUGAAUCAUGUUACUUUUGUAAUUCAAGUAAACAGCUGGGUUUAAUUCACGUUUACCCUUUGAAUAAAACAUAAGGGUACCGUUCAUUUUGAAUGCAAGUUGCCUUUAUUAUAAAAAUUGAGAUGAUCUUUUGUUUUGUAUCUGUCUUGCAUGAGUUGAAUUAAAUAUUUAUUAAUAUUUAACUUGAAAUUCCUCAAAUGCCCACAAUUCAAAAUGAGCGCUCCCAGUACUUUUAAUAUAAUACUUCAAAUAAUGGGAAUCUAGAAGUAACCCAUCUUUGGAUCCUAGCAUUAUAACCUUGGGUCAUGGUCCCUGGGAACUAUUUUGCACAAGCUGUAAAAGAAUGAAGGUGGGUUUGUCACGAACUGUUGUCUUGUAUGCAGAAUUAGUUCUGUGGAUUGUCUGGUACCCAGUAUCAGUGUUAACUGUAUCUGGUAGUGCAGUCCCUGUUUUGCAACAAUUAGAAAUAUGUAGUAAAAGGGUUUUUUUUUUUGUUGAUCUUUGAAUAGGGAUAUUCAUCUUGCUACUUUUGAAAUAAAUUCCUUUUAAUUUAUGAUUUCUCUCGAAAGAAGCCAGAUUCUGUUUGAUACUUUAUUGUCAAAUUACCUCUUUAACAUCUUCAUAGUCAUGUGUGGGACCUUGGAUGUUAAUUACUGUGGAAGCUAAGAGGGGCAUGUAUUUCCAGGGAUGUAAAUGGAAGGUUUGAGCAUCUAUUUGGCUGUUUUCCUGUUGAUGCAAUAAAUUUUAAGAUACUUACAAA
Messenger RNA from Thamnophis sirtalis, 2067 nucleotides. RefSeq names its product nuclear transcription factor Y subunit beta (gene NFYB). Gene Ontology annotation, cellular component: nucleus; CCAAT-binding factor complex. The record is from RefSeq and is a predicted model, not a curated record. Gene Ontology annotation, biological process: regulation of transcription by RNA polymerase II. Gene Ontology annotation, molecular function: DNA-binding transcription activator activity, RNA polymerase II-specific; RNA polymerase II cis-regulatory region sequence-specific DNA binding; protein heterodimerization activity. Lineage: Eukaryota; Metazoa; Chordata; Lepidosauria; Squamata; Natricidae.